AUGGUCGAAACAACAUCCUCUAACAAGGCAAAACUUCUGAUAGGUGCAUUGCACUGGCCUCUCUUGAUUUGGGCAAUCGCUAAUGCUUGUGCAGGCUUUGUUGGUAUAUUUGUCUAUGCAGGAAUCACCUCCAGCUUUGGUCCUGUCUAUGUCAUGAAUCCAUAUAUUGGCAUGUGGUUGUGCAUCAUGUUGUUCUUCUUCUCCGUUCAAGGAAUUUAUCAUGAAAUGAAACCCAACGAGAGCAAAUUCAAAUCCGUUUUUCUGGUUUCAAAUGUGGUCUAUUUUGUCGUCAUCUUCAUUGAGUCUUUCAUUAUGUUUCUUGGUUAUACCAUUGCGGGUUAUCGAUCCGAUGCUAUCAUUUGGACCAUUCUCCUAUGGAUCAUUUGUCUUUUGAAUGUAUGCAUUGUUGUAUUGAGGUGGUUUGGAAGUUUGUUGUCUAUUAAUACCAAAAAGAGUUUCAUCAUCCAUGCCAUCGAUGAACAACAUGGUGGUAAUACUACCAUCUUGUCCGGAGAACAGUCGAAUAGUGCUGCCAAACGGGCUGGCCAAGUGAUUUGCAUUUCUGGAAUUGUCCUCAACACUGUGCUUCGAGGUCUAUUUAUCAUUCUGAUGGCUCUGUUAGUGAGUGGGGCCAUUAAUGCAGCAUUGAUUGUGAAUUAUCCUCCACAGGGAAAAUUCAUCACAAUUCCUCUGGCGGAUGGAUCAGGUCGUUCUCAAACCAUUCAUUACAAAUGUGAAGGACCUGUCUCAUUGAGUUCACCAGUGUUUUUGGUUGAGGGUGAUUUCUCUCAUGGUUAUGCCGAUUAUGUUGGAAUUCAAAAAGUGUUGACAUCACUAAAUCGUCGUUCUUGCAUUUAUGACAAACCUGGUCUUGGUUACUCGGAUUAUUUGUUUGUCGAUCAGAAGAAUGAGUCAACGUUUUAUCACAACUUUUUGACCGGUAUUGGAGAAACAAAACCGUAUGUGAUGGUAGGAUGGGGAGGUGGUGGUCCAAUGAUUUAUCGUUAUGCUCUUGAACAUCCUGAAAUGGUGAAAUCAUUGGUUUUUCUUGAUGUCUUUCCAAAUGGCAUUGAAUUCAUCUCUGUGCGAGAUUUGAAGAACAUGACACAGGCAGAGUAUGAAGCAUACAGAAAAAGAGACAUUACAGGAAGAAAAACCUUGAUUAAUAUUAUCAAUGCACUUGGAGUUCCAUGGGGUUUAAUGUCAAUUUUCGUUCCAUCCAAUUCAAUGAGCGUCAAUGCUCAAGAAAUUGCAACAUGGAUGAGAACUGAGAAAACUUGGAUCACACAAACAUCCAUGAUGGACACUAUUGGAAUACCAGACACUCUUUUCCAAAAUGUACUUCCUUCAAACAUUAGUGUCAAUUUAGUCAUAUCCAAGCACAAUGAUUCAUGGGUGGAACGAACCAACUAUCAAUGCAAACAACAUGGUGUCAACUCUGAACAAUGUCAGUUCCAGAAAGAACUCAAUACCUAUUAUUUCAAUGCCCAGAAUACCCUUGUUUCAAAUCGAAAUGGAGGUACCAUUACGUAUUGCACUUCAGACGAUUGCAACCUAGGUUAUUAUGUUUUCACUAAUCCAAAUUAUACAGCUUCAUUGAUUCACAGUCUCUAUCCAAUGUAA
This is a messenger RNA of Naegleria fowleri, 1623 nucleotides long. RefSeq lists its product as uncharacterized. NCBI's taxonomy places the organism in Eukaryota, Heterolobosea, Eutetramitea, Acrasida, Naegleriidae. The record is from RefSeq and is a predicted model, not a curated record. The transcript has a single exon. Bases 1 to 1623 code for a protein of 540 amino acids.